Messenger RNA from Porites lobata, 22361 nucleotides. Lineage: Eukaryota; Metazoa; Cnidaria; Anthozoa; Scleractinia; Poritidae. The record is from the annotation of a GenBank genome assembly.
AUGACUAAAAAGUCGCAAAAUGGAAGAGGACAUCGGCAUCUCAAAGCGCGAGUCGAGACCGCGGACUUUGUGGAAUCACUGACGAUGCUGAACGGUUUUAAUAAGCACAGACCUCUUAGUACGAUCGAGUUUGAACAGCAGUUGGAUUAUCUCUGUCAAUGGAUGGAAAAAUGGAGCGACCAAGUGGUAAGUUAAGAUAAAACUGUGUUAAUUAUCAAAGAUCGACUCGUCGAUCUUGCAGCCAUGCCGAAAACUUUUUGAAGUUUGCUAUUUAGACAUGCCGCGCGCGACCGACUGCGAGUAUUUGUUUACAGUAAAUUAUGCCCUCAUUGACUUUUGCGUUUACUUUUAUACUUAUGUUUAAGCAGCUUUUCUUAGCUGUGUAGCGCCCUUAAACCUUUUUAAUUUGAAUUUUGAGGAAGUUGAUUUUUCAAAACCUCUAUUUAUCGGAAGAAAGGGAAGCUAAUUACAGAUAUUAGACACCGUUAAAAUGUUAGUUUUACACCGGUUAUCUUCUGCAGUUUGCUAUGAAUUUACAGCUGUAGUUUCUGCUUCGAUCCUUUAUCUUAAAAACUUAAACUAUUCAAUAUGUAUGUAGACUUCAAUGCUUUCAAAAAUGCUUUAAAAAGCACUAUUCUGUACUCAAGGUAAUGCUCACAAAAAUUUAAUUUCUUACACCUCUGUAAUAAGCCGGUCUAAAUGGGGUUUCCUGACCUUUGCUAUUAUUCUAACUUAUAUAACUAGUGUUACAAUUGGGAAGUUUCUUCAUACCACGUUGAUUAUAAGUGUUGCCUGAGUAUUUCAAUAACCAGCAACGAAUACCCUUGACAGAGAAUUCAGAAAGCCAGCUGUCUUUAGGGUUUGUUUGUCCUUGGUCUGUUCAACAUCUUAAUUCAAAAGAAGGAUUAAAGGAUUUUGAGCACAAUUGCUCAAAUCUUUCAAGUCUCUCUCUUUCAUCGUUUCCACAAAUAGACAAUUUGGUACUGUCAAUAACACUGCAGUAAUAGCAAAACGACACAAUUUUUUAUCUUUGUUGUUCAUCAGUCUAGAAUAUUAAAAGGGUCACUUGAAAUUUAACUGACAUAUUCUGUUUCCAUGGAAACUGCAGGUACCACUUACAGAGAUGCUAUGUUUUUUUUUUCAUAAUGAUUUACAUACCAAUUUUAUCUAAUGACUGGGUUAAUAAAGGAAAUGUUACCCCCGGCACUAUUUGACCCUAAUGAGAUACCGUGAAUUCGUGUGCCUGACAUCUGCAGGGCUUUCAAAAAGUUUUUAAGUAGCAGGCUGAUAAUGAAUAGAAGGCAGCUUUGAAACUUACACCAUGUUUUUUCAUCAUAAUACAGGCAAGACUGGGAACAAUGCCAUCAAAAUGUCCCGGGCGUUCCACAACUUUGCAGGGUUUGAAUGUUUCUCAGAUCUAAACCUUCAAAAUAUGUGUUCAAUGUCAUUCAAAUCUGAGAAACAGAUGCUUUACAAUAAAAAGCACCAUCGAAUAAAAUCAUUUUAUUCAAUGGUACUUUUUUUUUGUUAGCAGUUACAGUAGAAGGAGAUGAAAGUAUAGCUGGCUAAGAAUGGGUAACUAGCCAGCAGUUUUGGCCGGCUACCAGCCCUUAUUGACAGCCCUCAUGUGACAACUUUUGAUAAUAAAUAAAUUUUUUAAAAAAUUCUGUUAUUUACCCUUUGCAGUAAUAAUAUUAUAGCACUAAUGCUAGUAGGCCGAGCAGAAGCCUGAGACAAGCAGUUUAAAUUAAACAUAAUAGGGUUAAGAAUCCCAACUGGCCCGAGGCAAGCUAUUUACAAGCGUGGUGGACCAAGAACAAAUCAACCUACAAUAGUAAAAUCCAACUAGUGGUCUAUUAUCAAUGCUGCAUUCUGAUUGGUUGAGCAGAUUUUGGAAAACUAAACAAUAGGCUAACUGUAUGUGAUCCAUUUGAAACACGAUCCAUUUUCAGUAGCAAAAAGUUUUUCUCGAAAACUCUCACAGGCAAGGACUUCUUUGAAAACCAUACAAUGGUUCCCGGCUGAAUCACAGGUUUGUUAUUCUUUUGCUAGCUAAAGUCUUCUUUGUUGUGUCUCCGAAAUGGGAAUUUUUGACCAACUAGUUGGUUCUUAAGUUUUAUGUGUCUAAAACAAUUAUUCCUCGGUUUGCCCUCAAUUUUUGUGGUUUUUAGCCUGUAAGUGGUCAAUAGCCCAUUCAGGCCUUUGGCCUCAGCUGUGAAAACCUUACAAUGGGGCUGAAUCGCAUUUUUGAGUAAAGUUGUUGAGCCCAAUCGGACUUGAGAAAUAAUUGUUAAAUAUGGGCUAUUGAGUCAGAGCCCAAUCGGACUUGAGAAAUAAUUGUUAAAUAGCUGUCAGGGCAGAAAUUGAACUUGGGGCCUCCAAAUUUUCCAGUCAAUGCUCUAACCGCUCCAACCAUGCUGCCUCCCCUUAAAAAAGAAUUAACCUGGUAUGUACAUUAACAUACCAGUAAUUUUAAUGGACAAUGCAGGUUAAAUCAGCAGUUGUACUUGCUCAAAUAUUGUGAAAGCGUAAACAGGAUCACUUACAUACAGUAAUUUCACUUUGCUCUUUUGUGGUUUUCAGAGACGAAAUUUGAUUGAUCUUCUUCUUCCCCGAUGUGAUCAAGAACAAAUCACUUUCCUGUGGACGGUGAGUUGAGAGACAGUGGCUACAGUAAUUUUUCUGCAAUGACCAUUUGGCUGUAAAUUCCACUCAACUCCCUUUCCCAUACAGAAUCUAAAAUGUCAAUCAUGCUUGGGUAAAAUUUGCUUUUUCUGUUCUUGUUUUGACAAUUAAUGUUGUUAAAUGCAUUGUCAUCAAAGUGAAAGACAACUUAGUGAAAGGUAAAAUUACUGUUUACUUGCAAUGAUCAGGUUAUUAAGACAGAGAGAAGCAAUAUCAAAAUAUAGUUUUGCAACCCAAUAUUACCAAGAAUGUGAGUCUGGGCUGACGUGCAGAUUAAGCUGAUGCGCGUACAACAUGCAGGCCUUUGAUCAUCCCAUAUUACAGUAGUUAUACUGGUAGACGUGAUUGUUAGACAAUAGUUUUGGAUACUUAAUAUCCUCAAUGUUGGGGAUAUUAAGGGAGGAAAAUUGGACUUAAGUGAGUGGCUGGAAAUUGAGCCCAAAUUGAUUUCUUUUUUAUGACAUGUGAGAUGCAUUAUCAUUAUAAUUUAUUUAUAAUGAGUUCUUGCAAGACAUUUAAUCAAAAUAAUGCAAUCGUUAUUAGUGUACAUUGUUUACUUUUAUCUCUUGUUUUACAUGUUUCAUCCAUUUAGGUGGUUGAACCAACAUUACACAGAGACUUUAUGUACAGCUCCCUUAAUGCAUUUCCAAGGAGCUCAUUUAGUCCCGUGUCAACACCCCUCUGCAGAGAAGUUCAUAAGAAGCUUGGAAAGCCUCGAUACAGGGUAAGUAUAGGUGUUAUACAUGAGGGACAAAUUGCGGAUUAUUAUACGUCUCUGGGAAACUGCCCACCUACCCCUCCCCUAAGCCAACAUAAUGUUAAGUGAGAAGUAAGUGUUAAUGUUGGCUUAGGGAAGGGGUAGGUGGGCAGGUCCCAGAAACGUAUAAUGAUCCCAAAUUGCUUUAAAAGCAAUGAUGUUUUGUAUUGUCCUACAUGACUAAUUACAACAGGGCUCGAAGUUAUCUUUUUAGUGCACUUGCAAAGUUUUGCUAGUAAGAUUUUUUUCCGCUAGCAAACUGGUGAGACCACAAGCAAAUUAUUUCCCUUUGUUUGGGAGACAUGGAUAAUUCUAACUCGCAAUCGUUUGCUAGUGGAUAUUUUUCUUACUCGCAGAUUAUCAAAAUCACUCGCAUUUUGCGAGUUUGCGAGCGUUAAUUUUGAGCCCUGUACAAGUACGUAUGCUGUAAUAUAAAUGAUCAUUAAAUUACCUGCCAAGGUUUUUUGGGGUCAAAGGCACGAGAUUUCUAUCCUGACUGAGGCAGCCAGGAUUUUUCAGGGAAGACCUGAUCAUAUACAUUUCCAAAAGAUCAGUGCUAGUACUUUAAAAUUCCUUCAAAAUCAGAGAUUGGGGAGAGCAUAAUCAUUGAAGUGGACUCUUCUUCUCUUACAUUGGUUUGAGUUGAUUUUCCUUUAACCCUUUAAGCCCCAGUAUCUACAUACAAAUUCUCCAAACCGAUCUCCAUACAUUUCCUUUAAGAAUUAGUCGAAAGAAUUUAAUAAAACAUUAAGGCAUUUUCGCUUUCAUGAUCAUUUUUUAUAUUCUCACAACCUUAUCUCUUGACAAUGUAUGGACAUUGUUGGGAGAAAAUUGCUUUUGAUCACUAUUGGGACUUAGAGGGUAAAUACAUAAUAUAAUUAAAUAUAAUAUUUUAAAAUGUAUCAGUUAAGGUUAAGGCUGUCACCAAGAUGUCAAGUUGCUGGACAACAAUUGGGCGGGGAAUCAAACAGCUAGGGAUUUAAAUUUUUUGUUUCUAUUCUUCAUCUAUUUGCCUAUGAAAGUAGCUGGGGGCCUUCUUCAUAGUAGCAAGGGGAAAUCCCAGUCCUUGCCCCUUAAUGACAGCCUUGUAAGGCUUUUUGUAAUUAGCUCAGUUCUUUGAGAUUGGUCAACAUUCAUAUAUUGAAGUUUUGUUUAACAGUUGUAAGACUCACUCACUGGGCUUCUUUAAUAUACCCAUUUUAUCCUUUUAAAACCAGUGAAUGACUGGUACACGUAUGUUGUGGUUCAAUUGACUCUUGGGUUAAAUUUCUUAGAAUCAUUUCUUUUUGUUCCAACCUUAUACACCGGUGAAGUGUCACACCUAAGGCGUAAUUGUCAUGCCUGUGGAUCAAAAACUUGGAUCUCAUGCUUUCUCACGUCUGUGUUGCGAAUUGUCACACCUGGUGGAAAAGUUUGAGCCAUUAUGGCAUUAACUGACACAUUUUGAAAAAUAUAUUAUUAUUUAAAGACACCGCAACCAAUGAGAGAAAAGAAAAGUCCACGUGAAUGAUUCAGUUUCUCUAAAUUCUCUUAUUUUAGUAGGGAAAGUCACUGGAGACGAGGUCGUGUUCCUUUGUGUUCCCAUUUUCAUGUUAGACAAAACUCUUCGAAACGUCUUUGGAUAUCUUUGGAUAUUAUUGGACCCCUAAAAAAUAUCCUGCAAUCUUAGGAUAAAAAUGUCGUGCCAGCAGGCCUAUAAAUUUUAAAAAGUUGGCAGGUAUAAUCUUAUUAUCGAUACUUUAAUAUUGGCAUAACCACAAACAAAGGGAAUUAAUGAAAUUUAGCUUAAACCAAAGAGGAUAAAGCUGAACCACACAUGUACAUGUUGUACAUGUAGAAAACAACCUCUCUACAAGUAGGGCCGGUAGGAAGUAGGCAGAUACAGGGUGCAGUGUGUGUAGACAGUGAGACACUGUUAAAGUUCAAGACCUACAUUGUAAGAAUUUAUGCUUGAAUUACCUUUCUUUGGUUUUCUGUCAGGCCUGGAAGCUGCACAGAGUUGAGAGUGCUAUCCUACAUGAUGAGGUCAGAUACAUGCAUAAAUUAUUAAACAAUAUAUUUUGAUGAUAAUUCUCAUACAUAACGCUUAACACAUCUUUUCAACAUUUUUAACAAUUAAAUUAUUUUGUGGGAGAAGGUAAAAUAUUCGAAGCAAAUUCUACACCCCAAUAUUCCAUAUACCCAAAAACCAUGCAUGGCCGUCGACCCAGAUAAAUUUACAUGUAGUUCAUUUUUAUUCAGUUUAUAACUUGUCUCUUCAGUCUCGCAUCCUUGAAAAAUUUAACAGUACAGGAAUCUAUUAAGCCUUUUACAACUUUUUUUUGCUUUGUUUUGUUUCCAUGUUCUUCACUGUUUUUUGUUUUUUUUUUAGAGUUUAGUGAGUGCUACACUCUUGACCAUUUGGCGCAAAAUACAUUUCACAUUUUACAUUAUCCACAACAAAAUCUUUAAAAAACUGUAGAAACAUUCACUAGUUAGCGAAGUUUGUGAAAUAUACUGGUGAGUAACUUAACGCAAUCUUAUUACCUUCAAUUUUUUCUUCGACUGUUCGAAAAGUUAAAGUAGAAGGCCUGAACGUUCCCGCCAUUUUUAGCCGCCUUGGUGCCGACUGUUACUUGAUUUAUGAUAAAUUGUAGUAUCCCGCGAAACCCAGCUACAGACCGGAACGCCAUUCAGUAUUACUUGGUCAACGCCAGGAAGCUCUAAUGGUUUUCAGAGAGAAAGAAAUACUACAUGUAUUUUAAGUUUCCUAAGAGUCUCUGUAUAAAAGCCCUGGAAUUGAAACCUUGGCCUUCCGCUGUGCAAACCAGCCCUUUCCCAACUGACCUACGCCCCACGGCGGUGUUUUAGCCAUUCCGAACUCUAGUUAUCCACCUGAGUUAUUUUAAAUGCCUAUAGAUUUGAAGUUGAAAUGCACAAUGUUGGUAAAGUUUUCUCGAUCUGUUUAUAAAAAGGCCCAAAAUAAAUUUCUUGUUUGUGGAAUAGGGUGAAGUGAAGAACUGGACGUGUGAAGCUGUUUUACCAAUCGUUAAAUCUCCCUCCCGCGCUGCUCCAUCUCGAGAAACCAUUAAGGGAACAAUGUAAGUAUAUGCUUUAAGUAGCUUUUAAGAAGUAUUGAGCGCACGGGGGGACGAUGGGAAAAUAAGAAAAGGCUCGAACUCUCCUUUCUCCCCUUUCCAUUGUCCUCAACGCGCUUUUACCUGUAAUUCAAACGUAUAUGGUUUCAAAAAAUUGAGCAAAAUUAAGAAAUUCAAGAUCAAGCCUUAGCUAUUUAACGCCUUACAUGUACGUCAACCGAUUUGUUGUUGUAGUCUUUGCUGUAGAAAUAUACCAAAUGAGCACAGACAUUCGCGUCCACUUUAUUUUGUUGCCUUCUAACGAUUGUUUCUUGAUUGACAGUUCUCCUGAAAGAGUAGAAUCUAGGGGAUCGUGGAAGUCAAAGACAACAUAUUUUGGCGUCAAGUUGCCUGGUAUUUCUAGUGUUGGUGGCCAAAAGAGGUCCUUUGGGCGACUUGCUGGCAGUCGAUCAGCCCCACCCGGUGGGGCUACCAAAACAUCUUACCACCAUGCUGUGAGACGCCACAUGCAGAAUGAAUACAGAAACGACGUGCUAAACCCCGCAACAACUACCAGUGAGAAAGCAGAGGAUGUGACGUCAUGGUAAGCAUGCGCAGCCGACACAACAGGCUCAGGGGGCCGAUUGCAUUUGGAGCUUAUCCUUUGGUAAUUGGAGGGCCUGGAAUUCCAUAGCAAGUCUUCUCAAAAGUAGUUUUUUGCUCACCUUACGAACGAUUCUGCCCGGUCUCGGAUCUCGGGCUGUGUUGAGCUACACUGAAUAAAAACCUGGCUUGAAGCAAACUAAUAGCAAUAAAUUUUUGUCCCAGGUUUAAAAUUGCCAAGAAAUCGGCUUUUAACUACAGUGUUUAGAGAGCACGCAACUACAACUGCAGCGUCAGACACUGUGUUACUCAAAUCCUCUAGCUAACAUGUUUUGAACCAACUCAACCUGGAAAAUCACGCCUUGGUGUGACUGGUACAUGUACUCGCCUUUUUUUUUUUUUUUUUUUUUUUUUCAGGAAAAGAUUGUAUAAAUCUAAGUCAUGUCCCAGCGUAUCUUUCACAAAAUCAACGUGGAGUCAACGUAGGCAUGUAAGUUUCAUUCACGUUUAUGUAUAUAAGGCCUAGGCCAAACGAACAACUUUUCCUGAGACCAACCAAACUCUAAUUUUAGUGUCAUUCGGGAUAAAAUUUAUUAGAAUUGUUUUUUGGUCUGUUUCAGUUGAUUGGUUGGACGCGUCCUAAGUUCGACGUCUGACGCAUCAGACGAUCUUAACUUAAUUUAGGUCGACCCAAAUUAGACUCUGGUUCGUCUCAUGAAAAGUUCGACGUUUUGGCUUCGCCGUACAGCGGUAAUUAUGUGUUUUCUGGUCACGAAGCUAGUUACUCUGAUGCAAGUAAUUGUUUGUGUAUUCCAUUAUUCAAACGGCGUGGUAGAUCUUCCUGUACCGGGAAACCGGUACAUGUAAAAUGGUGUUAAAAGUGACUCUUUGAAGGACAUAAAAAAUUUGUUUGCUGCUCCUACUUCGAAUUUUUAUCAACUAACAAGGAAUGAAUGAAUACGUGAAAAAUUUACGUUUUAAUACUUUGCCACGGCGCAGUUGAAUCAAGGAUGAGUUUGCGUUUGCUCCCCACCGCAGGGGCGGAUCUAGGGGGAGGGUGUAGGGGGUGCACACCCCACCUCCCUGAGAUGACUUGCGGUUUUCUAAUACAACUGGUAUUCUGCAAAAAAAAGAAACUAUGUGGUUUAUUGGUGUUGAAGUAGAGCAAGAGACGAGUGCACCCCCUCCUAAAAUAAAUCCUGGAUCCGCCCCUGCACCGUCUGACCGCCGCGCUCUCCUAUCUGAACGCCUGGAACAGGGUGUGGUGAAGUCCAUGCGCGAGCUAACUGAACUGCUCGCUCUGAAGGACUAGAAGAAUUGCCGCUGUGAAGUGCAUGUUAGCCUAUUUACACGUACUUUUUUGUCUUCCAGGUUCGAACUAAAACCGAGCAGUAUUCUAGCUCCUCUUUGUAUGCGGGUUCGUUGCCGGAGAACGCUCAAUGCCUUGUUCAGUGGUUUGAACAGCAAUGGAGCGGUAAGCAUCUGUACAAAUUCUGAUUCAGAUUGAAUUCAUUGAUUUUCUUAUAUUAAAGCAUUAAACGACUUUACAUUCAGCAAAGUCAUAAAUUAGCACAGCCAGUUGCAGACUUCACGCUUCUCAUGAUUAAUUAAGAGGUUUAAAAGUCAGACGCAAGAAUAGGGAGAUUAAGCAUCACGUUUACGUCAAACGGCAAACGUGAAUUUGUACCACGUGACCGAGUUUCCCCAUUGCUUGUCGUUUACUGUUCAUUAUUUCUACACAUAAAUCAGUGGUUUCACGCAAUUUUUUAUCCAUAAUAUAAGAAUUGUUUUGAUCUGUUUAAUCUGCUCAUUUCCUAUUGUGAGAAAUUCUCAACUUGAAUCUGACGUUUGCCGUUUCCUGCAUACGUGAAGCUUAAUCUCUCCAGUACUUGACCAAUGGAUACUAAGUGGUCAUACUGCUCCAUUUUCAAGGAAUAAAGGCACAAGCUCCCCAAAUUUCUUUUCCUUAAGUAAUAGCUUUUAAUGUCUUCUUAUUUUGCCUAUGUCCAUUUUUUUGCUAUAAAGUCCUGCCUCUAAAAGUACGAUCAAACUACACGGUUAAAUGUGAACUCUGCAGUUAUAAUGUUUGGGUGAAAAAGUCACCUUCAAGAAAGAACAUACGUUUCUUAUUAGUGGAGUUCAGCUGUUGUUGCUUUCUAAAUACGUUUAGCUGUUUAGCGCCAUGAUUUUGCUAAGUAAUCUUCAUUUUUCUUCUAGGUUGGCAGAAAAACGAGUUUCUUCAGCUUUUUUUAAGGGUUCUUGAGCCAAGCGAACUUUACUUUCUUUCUGGACUUCUUGCUGUAAGUUUUACGGUACAUUAGAGUAACAUCAAUAAUACUGGUAGUCGUAUUUUUCUUUAAGAUCCUCAGUCUCUCUCAGAGACCAUCUGCUUAGCAAGUCAGAGCUUGACUUGGAUUACCCGCGGUAGCGGUUACUCUUCUCAUCGUUUCAUGUACCUGAUCACCUAUUUUAUUCCCGCGAAUUUUUUAAUUCUUUCAAUGAAUAAAUGAAUUAUUUUUGUGUAACCUACACUGUUUUAUAUUUUGUACUUACUUUGCAGGUUAAACAGUAUCGAGAUUUCAUUUCUCUGCUCCCAGAGCCGUUAGCUAUCCGCAUUUUGUCUUAUCUAGUUCCCAAGGAACUUCUGAUAGUUUGCCAGGUAAAGACAGUACAAUGUAUUUAACGCAUCUUGAAAUUUCCUAGAUGUUUUCUGUGAAAAAAAAAAUAGUAGCGUGACUUACACUUGAUUUGUUUCAGGUGAGUAAAACUUGGCGUCGCCUUGCAUCAAGAGAUGAGCUGUGGCAGGCCAAAUGUAAAGAAACCUACGUUGGUGAGUUUUUUGUUUUGUUCUGUUUUGUUUCGAAACUUGUAAUGAACAAUUUGCCGAGAGAUAAAAAAUGUUCACCUCCCCAUUUCAGAACCUUUAAGGAGAUUCGCUACAAGCUUUCAACGCAACGAUACAUGUCAUCGUUUGAGUUGACAAUCGUUACUUAUAGUUGGUUAAUGGUCGCCUUGAAUACUAUCGACCAAUCAUAAGUAACGCUCAAGUCCACCCAAACGAUUCCAGAAAUCUUUGCGCCGAAAGCUUGAGCCCAUUCCCCUUAUAGUUUCUGGAGUGGGAAAUUCAUUCAAGCGGGAUGUCUGAAUAAAUGAUAAUUUGCAGUACAGACCACGGGAAUUGCAGCAUCACACGAAUGCAUUUUCUUCCGUGUAAAUCUGCUGUAUUGCACGCGAAUCACAGGAGUAAUACACGCGCGAAACACGCGUGUAAAAACUACAUGCAAAAAUAUACGAGAAGAUUAACGCGAAUUUUCGGAAACUGAGUGUAAAAUGUUACACGUAGACUGCGUGUCGUUGACAACUUUCAUUUUUCACCUUUGGCUGAAAUCUGUGAAGCGAUGAUCUCGCCCCCAAACCGUGCUUUGAAUAUUGGUCAUAUUUCGAGGAAAAAUAGAACAAUCGUUUCUCUCGCCAUGUCAGCUACAAAGUUACAGUCGAUUAGCUUUUGUUAGAUGCUUUGAAGAAUGCAUAUAAACAUGAAUUUGUUUACACAAAAUUAAAGGUGUACCUCUGAGCAUGCCUGCAGUAUGGAAGGACAUAUUCAGGGAUAAUUUGACCUUGAAGCGAAACUGGGCGAAUGGCCGCUGUAAAGUCACUGACAUGGCUGGUCAUAAGCACAAGUGAGUAAACUGUUCUAGGGAGCCUACAUGUAAAGCUUUUGAUUAAAUCUAAAAAUAAAUUGGGUUAUGGGUUGCCUUUUGUUGCUUUCCGUGUUGAUUUAUCCCCUUGACUGAACUGUAGUAAGAGUGACGAAUCCACCACCCCUUUCCUCAAAGGAAGCCGUGACAACCCUGCAGUCGACCACUACAAUCAUUUAUUUAUUUUUUAACUAUUACCUUAUGUUACAUCUUUGUAGAAUAUGCACUGACGAAAAUUUAGGCUUUUCGUUGAUGAUAUAAGAGACGGCAGGUACAAAACGCAGGUCACAGGUCACAGGUCACAAGCAAGUUGGGUCACAAGUCAGGAGUUAGAGUACCGUUAACCGUGCUCUGGUAAAUAAACAACACUAAAAUUGUCUCCUAACCUUAAUCACAAUCUGAAAUAAAGUUUUUGCUUAAGGAAGAACGGUUUGGUGGAGUUAUUUAUCAAUAGAGCAGUGACCUGCACUUGUGACCUGUGACCUGUAUUUUGCACUAUGAGAGAAGCAAGCUGACAGCUAUGUUCGCGAAGGAAAUGUAGAUCAGGCCCCAAGUGUUUAAAAGGUGGAUAAAUCUAUCCAUGCACUGGAUAAAUCUUUACCUAGUGGAAAACACAAUUGAUUUCCUUAGUACUUGUCCACUGGAAAGUGAUUUAUCUGUUGGAUAGCGCUAUGUGACGUUUGAGCGCUAUCUGAGUUGUAAAAUUUUUAGUUGUCUCGUUUCUCUGUAGUGUCCUUUGCGUGUGCGCUUACAAGAACUACAUUGCGACUGGAAGCCUCGACAGAACAAUAAAGUAAGCAAAUUAACAUUCCUAUUUAUUUUCAUGACUCGACGUGACAGGAAUGAGCUGGCUGAGGGGGUGCAGCUCUUACUAUGAACCCGGCUGCGUGUUCAUUGCCGUCCGAAUACCAUACAUAGUUCGAUAUGGUACAGGGGCGGAUCUAGGGGACAUGAGAUGUUCGAUAUGGUAUUCUGCCCCCCUAAAAAAAAAAAAAACUAUGUGGUUUAUUGGUGUUGAAGUAGAGCAAGAGACGAGUGCACCCCCUCCUAAAAAAAAUGGUAACUAACGAAUCUAUAAUGACAAAAAUGAAGUAAGAAAAAAAUGAAAAAGUGAAGUAAGUCAAGCUAAUCUAGCAGUUUGCGCUUCCUGACAAAGCCCUACCCCCACUCCCUCCCUCCUAAAAAAAACCGUGGGAUGCAGUCGCACAAACCCUCUGUGGGUUAAAGAUAAGAAAGAAAUGUGGAAAGCAAUUUUAUUAAAGGUGAAAGUUCAAGAGCUAAGAUGAGUGCAUUAUAAUGAUCAGACCUUUUAUACCUUACAACAAUAGAGUCAAAUAAGGCUAUAACGGAUCACGUGUGUAUUUAUUUUAUUUUACUUUAUUUUUCAUUUUUUACACUCUUUGUGUCUGUUAUAAUUACUCAAAGCUUCGUUCCGCUUUUCCUGUUUAACAUCAACCCUUUGCCAAGUGCGUUUAUUGCCUUUGAGCUGAGGAACCGAAAAGGCUUUCUACUCUGUACUUGACGCGUCUUAAGUUUGACAAACGUUUCUUUAAAAUAAUAUAUAAUUGUCUAAUGACAGUAUGGUUACAUUUUAGGUCAAAAUUAGUUAUACGUAACUGAUAAGUUAUUUUUAACAGAAUCUGGUCUGCCAAUACCGGAGCUUUGGUCCAGACAUUUCAAGGUCAUACGGUAGGAAAUUUCGCUGCAUUUACUGACUAUACAUGAGACCCACAUUACACUUUUCUUACUGUGUCACUGUUUUAGCCAUCGUAUUGCUUACGUAUAAAUGAUUUAUGGACUGGUCUUUAUGCUUACUGCGAGUGUAAAAAAAGUCUGGAAUCGAUUCGUAUAAACUUUCUGCAAUUAUAAUCAUAAGUGUAACUCAGUAUUCUUUUAGAAUCUGAAACAUUAGCUACACUAACCUUGUACAUUACUCGUACAAACGUUUUCCUGUAUUGAGCCCGGCUGGUUGGUCAGUUUUUUAUGUUCUCAGAUGGUAAGCAUCCUGAUGUUUUUUUGGUUUUGUAGCGCGGUAUCUGGAGUCUACGGUUCCUGUCUAGUACAAUUGUAAUAAGCAGUUCAUACGACAAAACGAUCAGGGUAAGGAUUUUAGUUUUUAUAACGGAGAUUGCUGCCUGGUCUUCUAGCUAAGCAGAACUAUAACAGUGAUCUGGCCAGUGGUUGCAUAUUAAUGUAAAUGAUUUGUUCUCAUGUUAAACCAGAAUUCCACCUAGUUUGUUUCACAAUUUUCUGUUGUUUCGAACCCCUAAUUAUUCAUACUAAAGAGACCAAAGAAAUUUUGGUUUAACCUGAGAAGGGAAUUAAUCUACAACGGUGAUAUGCUUUUAACCGUGGAGAGACAUUUCUUUCUGUGUGUGUGCACGCUUUUCCAUGGUAGGGCUAUCGUUUAAAUAGGUUACUAUCUUACCUUUCCAUUGAAACUACAGAGACCGGUAUCACCCUCUCUAGUUGGUCACUGAAUGUUGUUGCUGCAUGGGCGACCCCUUAAGCGUUUGCCGUGUUUUGGUUUCCAAAUAAGUAGUUGGGAAACAAUCUCAUUCCUUCUUUUCCAACAGUGGCCACUAAAAUGCAGCCGACGUAUAUAGGGACAAUGGCAAAUAGGCGUUAGAGCCAAUUGCUGUUUAAUAAUUCAAAGUUGUGUUUCCUUUUAAGCUUUGGAGUCUGCGGACAAAUAUGUGUGUGAGGUAAGUCAUCUAAGUGUGGACAGUGACCAAUGACGUACGCUUAACAUGAGAACGGCGUGAGAAGCGAGAAGCAAGGGCGUCCACUCUGGCAGCCCAAAAUUGAGGCUGUUUCCAAAGCUUGAGUGAAUGAAUUACUCGUUGCCCUCACACUUUUCCCACCUCGUGUGCCCAAGUUGUACCCUGUCCCUGUCUCGUGCUUGCUCAACGGAGGCCGGAAGAAAGAAGUAAAGGUUCUUGGAACCCAGAGAGUUUAAAGUUGUGUUUAUUUGUCAUUUCCCAUCAUCACACAUUGUCGAGAUACUAAAUAAAUACAACCGUGGAAAUAUAGCGAGACACUGAGUAGGAAAAAUUAAACUACAGUAUUAGGUGAAAGGUGCAAGACUAAACAGUGCAAAGGAGAAGAAGCUUACACGAGAUGUUGUGAUUGUAACGAUAGCAGUGAGCUUUGUGCUUUUUUGUUCACAGAAUACUAAUAGGGCACGAAGGUCCAGUCUGGGCAAUCGAACGAAAAGGGGAUUUUCUUGUCAGCGGAUCAAGCGACAAAACGGUCAGUAUAAAGUUACUUUUUAGCUCGAAAAAACACUUGCAAAUUCGCAGGUUUUCAUAAAAACGUACCCCUUCUCUCUGAUAACCUUAACAUCCCGACACUUCCUCGCCCAUAUUUUGCAUCUUGGCAUUUGAGCGCAAUUUUUGAGAACGAAGGCACACCGCCAAUGGUAAACAAGAUGUCAACGUUUUGUCAAACGUUUUUCAGUGUUGACUGACUUUAGUUGGAAUAAACAAGUCCACGCUGAACUUCUUAUUUCAUUCAUCAUCUCUUCCAGGGUAAAAUCUGGAACAUUCGUCAAUGCAAACCUCUCCUCUCUUUGGUGGGACACAAUGGCUGUGUUUUUUGCGUUGAUUUGGACGACGAGUGCAAAAGGGCAUUCACUGGAUCUGGCGAUAGGGUAUGUGUAGUUUGUUGUUAUUAACGUAGUAGUUGCCAAAUGUAGUAGGUUAGAUAUAAAUCCGCUCAGGGAUUGCGGGAGGUAUGUCUGCUAGUCUGUUUUUCAUUUAGAGAAGUUUAGUUGACAGUAGUUGUUGGGACGUUUCCAAACACCAUUCGAAGACAAACUAAAACCUCGUUCCCAGGGUCCUCUUGUUUCCGUCCCUGCCUCGUGUCCAGUUCUAUUCCUAACGCGCACGAAGGGAGAAGGGGGCAUAGGGAGAGGUAUAAUGGAAGUGGACUGUGGAUGAGUUAUUUCCUGUUCCCUCUUUCUCGCCCCAGAGUCAGAAAGAAGAGGCGCCCUGGGAAGGAAGUCGGUUGGACAAGCAUCUCAUUGUCUCUUCGAUCUAUUGAUUUGUCUCUUUCAGACUGUACGUGUUUGGGAUGUUUCCACGGGCUCUUGUCUUUCGUCAUUUAACAUCGGGCAGUCAUCAGCCUCGACGGUGACUACUGUUAGCUAUGAUCAGGUGAGAGACCUUGAGGGAUUCGUUAGGAUCGUUACAAGGAAUUGAAUUCAAUCCUAAGAAAAAGCCUCUUGGGUUUAACCACUGAGCCGGUUACCUUUUGUACCCCCUUUGGAUAACGACAGUCAUAUACAUACACGGUACGUCCGGGAGUGAAUAUACCUUUUGUAAAGUCUAUGAACUUUUUCAAUUUACGCAGGCGUCCGUAAAACUGCUUAGAGAAAAUAUUUUUCGGAAACCGGGAGCCCUGGGACGUCAUUAUUAUUAUUCGCCUUCCUCUACAAUCCAGAUUUUACAAAUAUUUUGUAAUUUACUGUUUCUCUUGGUUACUGUAAUGAUAUUGCGACUUAUCAAAGUCCUUGCUCAAACCUGGGCGAAUUAUUGUAAAGGGAUCAACCGAAUUGCGAAGGUAUGCUGAUGCAGACUUGACUAGGUGUUGUGGUUCUUGAUGAAAUGAGCAGAACAGAUUGGUUUAAACAUGGCGAUAGAUUACAAAGAUGGUAAACUUUAAACUGGUUAGUAAGUGAGUUGAGAUUUUUUGGUUUAAACUUCUUUGACUUCUUUUCUCAUGUAUGUUUUCCUUCAGGGACACCUGGCAGUGGGAUCGGGAACCAUGGUGUCGCUUUGGAAUUUAGAAACCGGUUCCUGUAUAAACGAGUUCAGUGGACACAAAAACAGGUAGAAACCUGUGCUUUUUGCUUAUAGAAAGAUGAAAUGUUAUGGUGCAACAGAAUGCCGACGGAACAUAUAAAAUACCUGAUUCAACAAUAAAGGUUGAUUUGGGUAUUGGGCAGUUGCGCAGUGGUAAGCUAUUGUUUUGCGGUCGCUCUAUAACACUUACUCAAGCAAAUCAUUGCAGUGAGUUCUGUAUGCCCAAUUGCCAAAGCAGCCUUUAUUGAAUUAGAUAUAUGCAGAGAAGACUCUCUUAAAUUAAGAUGGACAGUGAAAUAAGACGGCCACCCAACAUUGGUUCCCGACAGUUCUUUAUUCGCCUUCUAUUUGACUGUCUAGAUCAGUGGACAUCUCUCUAAGAAAGACACUUAAUAGUGCCUGCCCCAAAGGUGUUCGUCUUGAGAGCCGAGUUGGCUGUAUUGUCUAACUUAAUUCAAGCUGUAGUGUUCAACUUAAUUUAAAAGAAUUGUAGGAUUAUGAUCACAUAUCGCUGAAGUCAUGGGUCUUGAAAACAUUUGCUCUCUUUAGGGUUGAAUCUGUUAAGUUAAAGUUUAUGAUGGUGAAUGGAAGGAAAGAGGCGGGAUUAAUUUUGAGUGCUGGAAAAGACGGCUUGAUAAAGUACUGGGAUAUUGAAGAGUAAGUACAUGAUUUCAAUCGUUCUUAACUAAAAUCAUUUCUAGGCUAUUUUUAAUGUAGUUGGAGAAACUCUAUUACGAAAAAAAGUCAUUCCCUUGUGUCUUGUUAAGUGCCUCUCCACCCCCCUACCUUUGUCGUAAAUGUUCACUAGUCUGUGUACACUUACCCCUCCCCUGAGGAAAAAUGGAUCUUCCAUGAUAGGCGCUUAGAUGCUGUCGGGUUGAGCGUAUGAUCCCAGUUUUUUAAAGCAAUGGGCCCUUUUUGGAGACGAUUGCAGUCAUUUUCCUCGUCUUCAUUUGUGGUCAAAGGGAAUCAUGGAUACUAAUAAAUCAGUUCCUGUUUAAUGAAGUAUACUCCUUUGGGUUUUUCUAACAAUGAAUGAUUUUCCAGUAAUCGGACACUUAGUUAUGCGCACAGGAUUAUGGGAUCGCCAGGGGGCAAACAUUGCAAGUCGCUUCAAAGGAUUGUAUGGCGUGGAGCUGUUUCUCCUUUAAAAGCAGUGUCUUUGGACAGAGAACGUAACAUUUUGCCGUUAUUUUAUGAGAAGCGGAGGUGACUAAUAUUGGUGCGAAGAAAUUGUAAGUUUUUGUGGGAUCAAUGCGAUGAAAUCUAUCGAUAAACACUGAUUCUUGCGAAAGGUCGACUGUGAAUUUACUGAAUGGUCUCGAAAUAUAUAGUACUGACUUAAGUAUAAAUGAGCGGGGAAUGCGAACUCAUUUAAGCCUUUCCAGUUGUACUUAGAUGUGCUCAUAUUUACAAAGAGUGUAAUUACGCUCCGCUCGGCGGCGAUCACAAUGCUGUGCCGGCUUGCGACAACGAUCGAAGGUAAGCUUAUGUAUUGUCGAACUUGAUAUGUAUUAAAUUUAAAAACAAAAACAUCUUCCGCUCAUUAGUAUAUUGAUUUCUUCUCGCCAAAAAAACACAAGCGAAAUGUUUUGUCAUGAUCCAGAGAACCGAUGAGUUCUAAUGCCUUUUCCAAUCAUUUUGAGGGAAGAUAUAGAAUCUCUGAAUUUGGCACAUCAACUUGGUAUUUAUUUUCACACUCACCGCUUUUGUAUCGGAAAUCUUACUGGUUUGUACGAUUUCUGCCUCAUCUACUAAUGGUUAAAUACCAUGUACUUUCCAUGAAAUAUUUUGUAGAUGUCACUUUGUUUAUACCAAAGUAGAGGAGGAUUUUCUAUUUUUAUGGCCACGUACAUACCUACGAUCGUUGACUUGUCACAACCCGCAAAGCGCCGCACAGCGCUGAUCGCGGCCGAGCGUAGCUACACUCGUCGUAAAUAUCACCACACGUAAUUAUAACUUAAACGCUUAAAUGAGCCAAUCCCCCUACAUGUAUACCUAAAUUUGCACUAUAUAUUUCGAGACCUUUUCUUCGAAUUCUUCAUGUCUGUGUAAAUUCAGUGAACAAAAAUUUCCGGGGUUUAGACAAUGGCAAAAUUUGCAAUAAAUUCACACUGUAGUUAUAAGAAAAAUUUAGCCAGAAAGUCACUUUGUAUUAUUAUUAAAGAAAAAUUUAGCCAUUAAUUAACGGCUAAAUUUUUCCUCUUUAUUAAACAAAAAUUUAGCCAUUAAUUCACGGCUAAAUUUUUCCUAUUUAUUAAACAAAAAUUUAGCCAUUAAUUAACAGCUAAAUUUUCAUUAACUAUUUAUAACUAAAAUUGCCAUUAAUUAUUUAUACAAACGAAAAAUUUAGCCAUUAAUUAACGGCUAAAUUUUCAUUAACACAUAUACAAACGAAAAAUUUAGCCAUAAAUUAACGGCUAAAUAAUUCCCAUAUAUAUAUAUGAAGACAGCUAAACUUAGCCGUUAUUUAACGGCUAACUAUUUCCCAUUAUAUAAGUAUCAUGCAUUUUUAGCCGUUAAAUAACGGCUAACUAUUUCCCACUAUAUUAUUGUCAUGCAUUUUUAGCCAUUAAUUAACGGCUAAAUAUUUCAAACUAUAUAAGUGGCAUACCUUUUUAGCCGUUAAUUAACGGCUAAAUAUUUCCUAUAAACAUAAAGAUACAGCUAAACUUAGCCGUUAUUUAACUGCUAACUAUUUCCCACUAUAUGUUUCCUGCAUUUUUAGCCGUUAAUUAACGGCUAAAUAUUUCCGAUAUACAUAAGAAAACAGCUAAACUUAGCCGUUAAAUAACGGCUAACUAUUUCCCACUAUAUAAGUAUCAUGCAUCUUUAGCCGUUAAUUAACGGCUAAAUAUUUCCGAUAUAUAUGAGGAUAUAGCUAAUCUUAGCCGUUAUUUAACGGCUAAAUAUUUCCCAUUAUAUAAGUGUCAUACCUUUUUAGCCGUUAUUUAACGGCUAAAUACCUCCAAAACAUAUAAAGAGACUGCUAAACUUAGCCGUUAUAAAACGGCUACCAGGUUUAAUGAUUAGAACUACUUAAUAAAGUACUUAUGAUCCGUAUGAUUGGAUGUAAAAGAUUAAAUCUUAAUCAUUGAUCACGCUGUUUCAAUAAAUUACAUUUUAAUGGGUAUUGAGUUGCUAGUUUUACUUGUCCCACUCCUUCUUCCAUAAUAUGUAAAAGUCGAUCCAUACAAUUUUAAACACAACUUUUCUCGCGAGUAGUAUACAUUUAAGGUAAACAUCUCCUUCAAAUAAAAUUUGAUAACAUUGUUGAAGUUUAGGCCUCAACCACAGAUGACAAUAAAAUACAAUUUUAGAGUUAUCCCGGGGUCGGGCAUUUGCACACUUAUUUCAGCCCCACCGUGAGGUCUUUGUAUGAAUCCCCGGCCACCAGCCUCUACCGUAGGGCAAUUGCAGUGGUUCUGAAAAAAAAAAACAAACAAACAAACGCCCCACAAAUUCCCGGGGAGGAGGGAUAAUUUCCAUGUCAUUCCAUGAUUCGGCCUCGCAUUUCUUUCCAAAUUGAAACUUUUCUUUCCUGGCAAAAGCCCCCCUUCUCUACCACCCUUACUAAAAACCAAAUAGACCACACAACAAAAGUCCUUUGCCCAUGGCCUUCUCCUGGUUUUAUUGGCUUCUGACGUUCUUUAUCCCUUGAUCUUCCCUCACAGCCAUUUAGAAUGAAGAGACAAAAAACGGCUGUGAGCGACAGUAACGUUCUAGGAUAAACACCCCAUUUUGGCCGAAUCAAUUAACGGCUUAAAGAACCAACUGCGGAGCAGUUCUUUUAAUGUUGGCUCCGGUGAGAAGGGAGGGGCAAAUUUCGUCGUUCUCUUUUUGAGGCCGUUUAGAAUUAAAUGUCAACUUACUGAACCUCCCCAGCCUCUCCCCCGCGCGGUCCCUAUAGUUCGUACAUAAUAAGCCAUUAUUUAAUGGCUAAGUUGAACCUCCUAAAGAAUAUGGCUAAGUUUGACCUCCUUUAUGUAUAUAUGUUGAAAAUAUUAAGCCGUUAAAUAAUGGCUAAGUUUGACCUCCCUCAGGUAUAUAUUGGAAUUAUUUAGCCGUGGAUUAACGGCUAAGUUAAACCUCUAUAAACACAAAGGAAUUAUUUAGCCGUUAAUUAGCGGCUAAGUUUGACCUUCUCUCCAGCCUAUAGUGGAAUUAUUUAGCCGUUAAUUAACGGCUAAGUUUAACUUCCUACACAUAUAUAAAAUGACAUGUUUAGCCGUUAAUAAACGGCUAAGUUUAACCUUCUUUCCAUAUGUAUGGGAAAUGUUUAGCCGUUAAUUAAUGGCUAAGUUUAACCUUCUUUCUUAUAUAUGGGAAAUGUUUAGCCGUUAAUUAAUGGCUAAGUUUAACCUUCCUUUCAUAUAUAUGGGAAAUGUUUAGCCGUUAAUUAAUGGCUAAGUUUAACCUUCUUUUCAUAUAUAUGGGAAAUAUUUAGCCGUUAAUUAAUGGCUAAGUUUAACCUUCUUUCUUAUAUAUGGGAAAUGUUUAGCCCGUUAAUUAAUGGCUAAGUUUAACCUUCUUUUCAUAUAUAUGGGAAAUAUUUAGCCGUUAAUUAAUGGCUAAGUUUAACCUUCUUUCUUAUAUAUGGGAAAUGUUUAGCCGUUAAUUAAUGGCUAAGUUUAACCUUCUUUUCAUAUAUAUAUGGGAAAUAUUUAGCCGUUAAUUAAUGGCUAAGUUUAACCUUCUUUCUUAUAUAUGGGAAAUGUUUAGCCGUUAAUUAAUGGCUAAGUUUAACCUUCUUUUCAUAUAUAUAUGGGAAAUAUUUAGCCGUUAAUUAAUGGCUAAGUUUAACCUUCUUUUCAUAUAUAUGGGAAAUAUUUAGCCGUUAAUUAAUGGCUAAGUUUAACCUUCUUUUCAUAUAUAUGGGAAAUAUUUAGCCGUUAAUUCAUGGCUAAGUUUAACCAUCUUUUCAUAUAUAUGGGAAAUGUUUAGCCGUUAAUUCAUGGCUAAAUUUUUCCUACGCUAUACAUAUAUAAAAGGAAUAUUUAGCCGUUAAAUAACGGCUAAAUUUCUCGUUUGUAUAAAUAGUUAAUGGAAAUUUCAGUUAUAAAUAGUUAAUGAAAAUUUAGCGGUUAAUUAAUGGCUAAAUUUUUGUUUAAUAAAGAGUAAAAAUUUAGCCGUUAAUUAAUGGCUAAAUAAUUUCUAUAAGAAGGACAUUAUUUAGCCGUUAAUUAAUGGCUAAAUUCUCGGUUUGUAGAAUAUACAAAGUGACUUUCUGGCUAAAUUUUUCUUAUAACUACAGUGUGAAUUUAUUGCAAAUUUUGCAUUUAUAUAUACACCCAAAAAUUUCAAACUCAACCUCACUCAAGGAGUGUUUAUCGAUAGAAUUUAUCGCAUUAAUCACAUAGAAACUUGAAAUUUCAACGUACCAACAUUAGUCACCUCCGUUUCUCAUAAAAUCACGGAAAAAUGCGGCAUUCUAUGUCCAAAGACACUGCUUUUAACGGAGAAACAACUCGACGCCAUACAUUUCUUUGUAGCGACUCGCAAUGUUUGCCCCCUGGCGAUCCCAGAAUCCUGUGCGCAAAACCUGGAUAUCCGAUUACUGGAAAAUCAUUCAUUUGACGUAGACUGUCGUGUGUCUUCUCAAUAGCCCUUAUGCAUUAGUACGUCAGACGAGCACGUUUCACCACCACGCCUCGUCUCUGAACAGCAUUCUUUGCAUUAUCACUCUUCGUGCAUAGUUAUUCUUUCAAAUCUACUGCUGUGGGAAUUAAUUUACGUAAAGACUUUGAAAAUUUACAAUCGUAAAACAAAGCGUGGUUUUGAAAUUUGUUUGUCUGACGUAAAAAUGCAUAAAGGUUAAUAGUGCAUCGAACUGAUAAAAACGAAAUAUAGUCUGUAGAAAACACUCUCCACCGUCGUGAUGUGUCGACUGACAAUACAUUUUGUCAUUAAUUGACUGGUUUUACGGUUGAUGGAUGGGUGAAUGGAUACGUAGACGAAUCGGUGACAAUAAACAUCUUUCUAAUUCUGUGAGGAAAUCAUUGAUGGACUGACAAAAUGUCUGUUGUUCUUAUUUCCAGAGCUUCUUGCAUUCAGACCUUGAAAGGCCACAGGGAUAAUGUGAACUGCAUUCACGUGGAUUCCACCAGAAUAAUCAGUGUUUCUUUUGAUCGCAGAGUUCGAAUUUGGGAUUUUAACUCAUGAGUCUUUUCUGUGGAUCGCUUACCUAUGAACGUCAGUUGCCAUGUCUUGCUUCAUUUUAGCAGUUGCAUCUACGAAAUAACCUAACACAGUCGAACUGGCCGCCACUUACCUCUGCCCACAAUGCAAGAUGACUGGCAUUGUUAAGAGCUUCGACUGUACAGAAGCUUGUGAAGACACUGGACUGAACAACACAUACAACGGCAGUGGUCGACGACAAUGUUUUCUGCACACUAAAUGCACGUGUUUUAUCCUGCGUCCUUAGAAAUGAGACAAUAGGCAGUUAGUAAAAAUUCGGGCCUUUUUAUCAUUGUUGGCAUAAUUAUCAUCUCCCUCAUCAUCAUCAUCAACAUCAUCAUCUUCCAAUAACUGAGAGCGCGACGACAGUUUUACUCCAGUCUUACUGUAGAGAAGUGUGAAAUAUUGUGCCGAGUAUGAAAUAGUGACAUGCUCUUAAAACAAAAAUGCACUAGUUAAAAUUCAAAUUUUUGUAGCUAAAAUUGUCUUUUCUGGUUGUAAAUAGAAUAUAUUUAAAUUGUAAAAAUUGUAAAUAGGAGAUAUGUGAAUGAAAAAAUCGUGUUUAUCAAUGGAAUGCCAC